CAACAGCUUCCUUCGUUCUACGGCCCUCAUGGAUCCACAAAUCCCCCUUUCUCCUCCUCCGCAUGCUCCAUAUUUAAAUCCUCCCCGGCCCGGAGCAGCAGCCUCCAAUUCCCUCUCUCCUUCCUUCUUCUCCAGGCAAAGCGCAGCAAGUGGGGGGAAGCAAGCAGUAUCGCCACGCCGCCAAAUCGAGCAAGAUUCUAGCUCACACGGAACCAAUCACGAGCCAGAGCCAUCCAUUCUCCUCUGGCUGAUUGCUGCUGCCUGUGCUGCUGUAGUACUUCUAUCGGGAAGAGGCUCUUGGGUGGGAGAGCUCCAGAGAUUUUCGCUUUGCCGCCCGUGCUUCUUUGGGAGCUCCGAGCGCGUUGCUUCUUCGUUGGUCUCUAGGUUCUUGGAUUGACCGGCGCGCGGGAGAUGUUGUCUUUGAGCUCCCCGAGAGUGUACAUGAGCAGGAAGACGCUGGAUUUGGGCCAGCUGGCCUCCUGCCGGUGCAGCUGGGGCGGCCGGGUUGGCGCGCGGCAGGUGCCCAGGCGGCGCACGCCAUGUGUUUGCUUCGUGGCCGCGCCCAGCCAGACAGGACAUGCUGCAAUCGAUGUGCCGCCAGGCACGAAUUCUAGUGCGGCAACAACGAUGCUCCCUGAGCGCGUUUCUGUCUCUUCACUGUUGGAGGUUGUGUCUGACGACUUGCUGAAGCUUAACAACAAUCUGAAAUCGCUUGUUGGUGCAGAAAAUCCAGUUUUAGUUUCAGCCGCAGAACAAAUUUUUGGUGCUGGUGGAAAGAGAUUAAGACCAGCAUUAGUUUUUCUGGUGUCCAGAGCAACUGCAGAAUUAGCUGGUUUGUCGGAGCUAACUACAGAACAUCAACGCUUGGCAGAGAUCAUAGAGAUGAUUCACACUGCAAGUUUGAUACAUGAUGAUGUCAUAGAUGAUAGUGGGAUGCGAAGAGGGAAAGAAACCAUUCAUCAGCUAUAUGGAACACGGAUAGCCGUGCUUGCUGGCGAUUUUAUGUUUGCACAGUCAUCUUGGUUUCUUGCAAACCUAGAAAACAUUGAAGUUAUAAAACUCAUUAGUCAGGUGAUCAAAGACUUUGCUAGUGGGGAGAUAAAACAAGCAUCGACUCUUUUUGACUGUGACGUCACCCUCGACGAUUAUCUGCUCAAGAGCUAUUAUAAAACAGCUUCACUGCUGGCAUCGAGCACAAGGUCUGCUGCCAUAUUUAGCGGUGUCAGCACCGCUAUCUGUGAACAAAUGUAUGAAUACGGCAGGAAUCUCGGGCUCUCGUUCCAAGUAGUUGAUGAUAUUCUUGACUUCACCCAAUCAGCUGAGCAACUUGGCAAGCCAGCAGGAAGUGACCUGGCAAAGGGAAACCUGACAGCUCCAGUCAUUUUUGCUCUCCAGGCUGAACCAAGGCUAAGGGAGAUAAUCGACUCCGAGUUCACUGACACCGGUUCCUUGUCGAUGGCGAUGGAGUUAGUCCAUAGGAGCGGCGGGAUAAGAAGGGCUCAAGAGCUUGCGAAGGAGAAAGGCGAUUUGGCUCUCCAAAAUCUGCAGUGCCUCCCGAGGAGCGACUUCAGAAGCGCCCUUGAGAACAUGGUGAAGUAUAAUCUUGAGAGGAUUGACUAGAUGGAUCCAUACACCUGGUGUCUCUGAAGAUCAGAUCAGACACACACAUGCAUGUGGGUCUACUCUAGACCAGCUUCCAUAGAAAUCCAUCUUGACAGUAUCAUGCAGAUUUUCAGAGAUGGUCGGUGAGCAUCAUAACAAGCAACAGACUUAGCCGUGUAUCCACCGCCACCUUGUUCUUACAUGUAUAAUUGCAUUCUAUUAUUUUUGCAGCUCAUGUAACUGCAAGGUAAAUACAUAUAGCUUUUUUCCUUUUCUUACAGUGGUGAAAGAAAAUCUUGUAAUUUCAUUUACCAUUGGAGUACUAUGAAUAUGAAUUGACAUGCUUAAUUAUAUAGCCCAGCACAUUGUAAAA
Messenger RNA from Brachypodium distachyon (stiff brome), 1975 nucleotides. Its product is annotated as solanesyl-diphosphate synthase 2, chloroplastic. Gene Ontology annotation, cellular component: chloroplast. NCBI's taxonomy places the organism in Eukaryota, Viridiplantae, Streptophyta, Magnoliopsida, Poales, Poaceae. Gene Ontology annotation, molecular function: prenyltransferase activity. The record is from RefSeq and is a predicted model, not a curated record. The transcript has 6 exons. Gene Ontology annotation, biological process: plastoquinone biosynthetic process; isoprenoid biosynthetic process. Bases 412 to 1620 code for a protein of 402 amino acids.